Spathaspora passalidarum NRRL Y-27907 is the source of this 1585-nucleotide messenger RNA. RefSeq lists its product as uncharacterized. NCBI's taxonomy places the organism in Eukaryota, Fungi, Ascomycota, Pichiomycetes, Serinales, Debaryomycetaceae. Gene Ontology annotation, molecular function: oxidoreductase activity, acting on the aldehyde or oxo group of donors, NAD or NADP as acceptor. The transcript has a single exon. The record is from RefSeq and is a predicted model, not a curated record. The coding region runs from base 28 to 1533 and encodes 501 amino acids.
UUUUUUAAUCAAUUACACUACAUGACAAUGUCUCUCCCAUUAGAAUAUCCAGUUACUUUACCAGAUGGUCAAAAAUACUCCCAACCAUCUGGGUUAUUUAUUAAUAACGAAUAUAUCAAAUCUAAAUCUGGUGCCACCCUUGAAUCUAUCAACCCUGCCACUGGUGAAGUCAAUGGUGCUGUUUAUGCCGCAGAUUCCGAAGACGUUGACAUUGCUGUUGAUGUUGCUCGCAAAGCUUUCAAAUCUUGGCGUAAAGUCACUGGUGUUGAACGUGGUAUACUUUUAAACAAAUUUGCUGAUGUUUUGCAAGAACAACGUGAUUUGAUUGGUGCUAUUGAAGCUUGGGAUUCUGGUAAGACCAAGGAGCAAAAUGCUGUUUAUGAUAUUGAUGAAUGUAUUAGUUGUUUCAGAUAUUUCGCUGGUUGGGCUGAUAAGAUCCAAGGAAAGGUUAUUCAAAAUGAUCCAAAGAAGUUGGCUUACACUGUUCACGAACCAUUUGGUGUCUGUGGUCAAAUUAUUCCUUGGAAUUAUCCAUUGGCCAUGGCUGCUUGGAAAUUGGCUCCUGCUUUAGCUGCUGGUAAUGUCAUUGUUUUGAAAACUUCCGAAAUUACCCCACUUUCUUUAUUAUACGUUGCUAAGAUCUUCAAGGAUGUUGGUUUCCCAGCCGGUGUAGUUAACAUUCUUUCUGGUUUUGGUGCAACUGCUGGUAAGGCACUUGCUUCUCACACUGGUGUUGAUAAGAUUGCCUUUACUGGUUCUACUGCAACUGGUAAGAUUAUCCAACAAUUGGCUUCUUCUAACUUGAAGGCUGUUACUUUAGAAUGUGGUGGUAAGUCUCCAUUGAUUAUUAGAGCUGAUGCUGAUUUAGAUCAAGCUGUCAAAUGGUCUGCUUUGGGUAUUAUGUCUAACCAAGGUCAAAUCUGUACCGCUACUUCAAGAGUUUAUGUUCAUGAAUCAAUUUACGAGAAAUACUUGACUUUACUUGCUGAACAUGUCAAGACUACUUAUAAGCAAGGUUCUAUGUUUGAUUCAGAAGCUGUUGUUGGACCACAAGUUUCCAAGCUUCAACAAGACAAGGUUUUAAGCUAUAUUGAAAUUGGUAAGAAGGAAGGUGCUCGUUUAGUUCUUGGUGGUGAAAAGAAUACUGACAAGGACUUAGCCAAGGGUUAUUUUAUCAAGCCAACCAUUUUCGCAGAUGUCAAGCCAGAAAUGAGAAUUGUCAAUGAAGAAAUUUUCGGUCCUGUUGUAUCUGUUGGUAAGUUCUCUUCUGAUGAAGAAGUUAUUGCUUAUGCUAAUGGUACCGAUUACGGUUUGGGUGCUUCUAUUUUCACCCAAGAUAUUACUGUUGCUCAUAACUUAGCUAGUGAAAUUGAAGCUGGUAUGGUUUGGAUCAACUCUUCGAAUGAUUCUGACGUCCAUAUUCCAUUUGGUGGGGUCAAGAUGUCAGGUGUUGGUCGUGAGUUAGGUGAAUAUGGUUUAUCUAUGUACACCCAAGCCAAGGCUAUUCAUGUCAACCUUGGUACUAAGUUGUAAGUAAAUUAUAGAGGAUUGUUAUUAGGUUAUUUCUUGUUGAAUAUAAAUUUUG